GAGCAGCGCAUCCUCUAGCGACUCCACCACCUCAGUCGACCCAGUAGUAUCGGUGGCAGUGCGCCGCCAUGUCCUCAGCACAGCACGCGCUUACUUAGCGCAGAAGCGCGAGCAGCGUGGCCAGGAGCAGCAAAUGAAGAUCGCGAUGCAUUGCACCUACAUGGCUUCACGCAGGACAUCGAAAGCUGGUCGUUUCAUUCGAAAUCUUCGGGAGAAUGCAGUCGAGCAGAAGCUCCUUCGGCCCUCUCUCUCGGCCGCUGGUUCAGGUGGCAUGGACGAGCAUGAGUUCGACGUCGAACCUGCCCCGGCGCCUGACAGAAUGCUGGACGAGGUCUCUGAGCUGGCUGCUCAACUGGACAGGCUCUCCUGCACUCGCCAAGCCAAUGAGGCGAUCGUCAACAUUUCUGAGUCGAUCAGCGCCUGCACGGACCUUCUCAGUCGUUUGCACGCCACUGGCCUUGCACAGGCACUUCACCUGGAUCGCAUUGCAGAAGACCUGCAGAACGCCCAAGACGGGUAUGGCGUGUCCAAGGCCCUGUUGCAAGAGCUGCAAGAGGACAUCGCUCGCAUGCGGAAGGCGAUGGAGUCCAUGCACAUCGAACAUACCGGAGACCUGGCUGGUAUCUGCGGCCGGCAGAGCUCUGAGAAGCCCGAGAUGGUCGCUGAGGGCAUUUCGCCGGUCUUGCAGAGCCUUGAGCAGAAAACAAUGUCCCUCCUCACUGGUGCGGACGAUGUCCCGACCUUCGACGAGCUGGACGACGAUGCCACGCGCUUGCUGGAGGAGGUCGAGCGCGCCACAAGCAGCCGGGAGGCAUCCACGCGCGUGCUGGUGGAGAUCGAGCCCGACGACCAGGAGGAGGAGGAGGAGCAGCCCGCCUGUGACUCGGAGUCCGAGGCUCCGAAGGCCUUGCCAGAGCAGGCCGAGAUAGAGGCAAAUACGAUGGACAUUCACAUGGAAGGGGCGGAGGCAAAUACGAUGGACAUUCACAUGAAAGGGCAAGGCGUGAAGGCGCG
Messenger RNA from Symbiodinium sp. CCMP2456, 1014 nucleotides. The record is from the annotation of a GenBank genome assembly. Lineage: Eukaryota; Dinophyceae; Suessiales; Symbiodiniaceae.